GUGGGCCACAUAGCUCUAGAGACCUGGAUCGGAGCAUAUGGCGCGGAGUUUCAGAUUUUCAGAGAACGCCAUCCGAGCAGAGUUCCCGAAGAUCUCGGUACCAUGGGCUACUCUGGUGAGGAGGCAAUGUAUGUCUCUCAGGAUGUCCUCCAGGAAGCCUAUGGAGCUACCGGGCACACCCUGCAGUUCUACAUGAGCUACAAUACCUCGAACUAUGAUGCAAAGAAGCACUUCGACAAGCUGACGGACCUGCCAGCCGAGGAUACAACGGCCAUGAACCCGUACGCCCAAUGGACGGGUGAUCUCGACGGCCUCGUCGAGGUUGCCGGAGGAUAUCACGCCAAGUGUCCCGACGGGCGCUUCUGGAUUUCCCCAGCUUGUCGUCACAACGCGUCGAAGUGUAUUCCAGUUGUAUCUAACCGUCUCGGGUGGCUGGUGGACACGUUCAUGUUCUGGUCAGCUGCCUACGGGAUGCCCACCGCCAUCGGAAUAUCGCUGAGUGUUCAACUGCAUAUAGAUCAUUUUACCAACCAUCGAAGCCUGACCUACUGGUAUCGACCGGAUGUGCGGUUUGCACAUCUGGACCCGCAGCCAAUUAUAUUCCCGAGGCACCGCGCGAGUGAGUGGGCACAGGGAAACAAGCGAAGCAUGACCCAGGGAUCCUACAUUGGGAAGCUCGUUGCCCGCGAACUGUGCUUUCAGGCUUUCAAUGCCUACGAGUUUGUGAAGAAUAUGGAGUUUGAUUUGUCUGAAGUGCAAACUCAGCUGAUGAAGGUGGCCACGGAGAAUCAAUCGCUAGAGGUGGUUGCGUGUGAGCAGUGGACCACAAGUCGUGUGGCGCUCGGACAGGAGAGGUUCGGACCAACUGGAACUGCUCCCGGGCUUCUUCUCCAGCCCAGAGGAUCCCGGUUCCGUCUUCAGAUGUGA
Molecule: messenger RNA, 927 nt
Organism: Symbiodinium necroappetens
Lineage: Eukaryota; Dinophyceae; Suessiales; Symbiodiniaceae
Source: the annotation of a GenBank genome assembly